AUGGGUCGUCGUCCAGCCAAAUGCUACCGUUUUCAGAACAAGAAACCGUUCAUCAAGUCCCGCUACUGCCGUGGUGUGCCGGACCCGAAGAUCCGCAUCUACGAUGUAGGGAACAAGAAAGCUUCGGUCGACACGUUCCCGUUCGUUGCCCACUUGGUCUCCGAUGAGAAGGAGCAAUUGUCUUCGGAAGCUUUGGAAGCUGCGCGUAUUGCUGCCAAUCGGUACUUGACCAAGUACUGCGGCAAGGACAAUUUCCACAUGCGCAUCCGUUGCCAUCCGUUCCAAGUUCUGCGUAUUAACAAGAUGCUUUCGUGUGCUGGUGCCGAUCGACUGCAGACGGGUAUGCGUCACGCUUACGGUAAGCCUGCGGGCGUAGCAGCUCGCGUGUCCAUUGGCCAGCCCAUUAUCUCGGUACGAUCGAAGGACUCGUUUGGCCCAUCGGUCGUUGAAGCUUUGCGUCGUGCCAAGUUCAAAUUCCCUGGUCGUCAAAAAGUUCUUGGCUCGAAGAAGUGGGGCUUUACCAAAUACGAGCGUGAGCUGUACGCUGAGAUGCGUGCGAACGGCUCGCUGGCUGUCGAUGGCAAUCACGAAAAGUACAAACCGAACCACGGACCUCUGAAGCUGUAA
Molecule: messenger RNA, 627 nt
Organism: Peronospora matthiolae
Lineage: Eukaryota; Oomycota; Peronosporomycetes; Peronosporales; Peronosporaceae
Source: the annotation of a GenBank genome assembly